Molecule: messenger RNA, 2061 nt
Organism: Didymodactylos carnosus
Lineage: Eukaryota; Metazoa; Rotifera; Eurotatoria; Philodinida; Philodinidae
Source: the annotation of a GenBank genome assembly
AUGCGUUCAGUACUGAACUCGAAUGGAUCAAAUAAUCCAGAACCUUAUGAAUGGAUUAUUACUUACAAAAGGAAUACAUUUAAACAUAAAAUUGGUUAUGAGAAAAAUGAAGAAGAAUUUAUUGAUCUUAUAUCAAGACAACUAAACGAAUCAUUUGGUUCAUCGACAGCAACGAUUACCGACUCAAAUAUUAUUGAUCAUUAUAUAGAAAACUACAUUUCAUCAUUAAUAUCAUGUAAAAUUAUUCAUUGUCAAUCUUCAACAUCUACAAUAAAAGAUCAACGACACAUAACUGAAUUUACACGUUUUAAUCCACAUAUAAGCAAAGCAACAGCUAUUUGUUCUCAUACAGAUAUUAAAAUAACAAUCGUAGGUAAUAAUUUAGAUUUUUUCUCAUCACAUAAAAAAAUGUGUAUAAUCACAUCUGAAAAUUUAUUUCAACCUAAUUCUGUUAUAACAGCAUCGGAAAUUUCCCGGAAUAAGCUAGUUUUAAUGAAUAAUAGUCUACUACCAGUUGAAAAACGUGUGACAAUUGGUUCACGAAAAUAUACAUUAGAUACACAUUUUGGUGAAAUUAAUUUAAUAUUAGAACUUUAUGAUGAUGAUACUAAUAAUGGUGAUAAUCAACAACAACAAACAACAUCAACAUUUCACAUAUUUAAUGCGAAUUUUUUAAUGGCUACAUUUCUACGAUCGUUUUUUGAAUGUCUACAUGCAAACUAUGAUUUAUCUUUAUCAAAUAAAAAUAGUAGUUUACAUUAUUUUGCAAAAUUAGUUGCAAAUAGACUACCAGAAAAUCCAGGACGAUUUCUUCUUUAUGGAACUGGUGCGUUAGUCGGUAUAUGUGUUUUAUUUCACGCUGGGCUGAUUAGUUUAAUUGGUUAUCCAUUAUUUGCUGAUACCUUAGUCAGUGGUAUUUUAACACAAUUUGGUGUUGUAGAACUUAGUCUUACUUACGUAGGAACAAUAACUCUCUAUAGUUGUUUAGCUAAUGUUGGUUGUAAUUCAUUGAAUAGAUUCCUUUAUCAUGAACAUUUAGCGUUUUUACUGAAUAGCAUGGGAAGUGAUUCAGAUGAAUGUGCUAAUGAAAAAAUGUUAGAAACACAAUUAUGCGAUAUAUUGGAAAAGAAAUCGAUUGAUUUUGAUGCUACUGAUAUGAGAGACCGUAAAAUAAUCAAAAAAAUAAUCAAAGACAAACAUUUAUUCCACACGAAGGAAAUAACACAUUCGAAACGACUAACUUUAGAUGGUACCACAAUAGACUCACAAAUGAACGCAUUUGGAUUUUUACAUGAUAUUUAUUAUAUUUGUAAAUUACGCCGGUCGAUGACAGGACAAUAUAUAUCAUUUAUUGGUGCACAUCGUGCUGGUAAAUCAAGUUUAUUAAAAUCAUUAUGGAAUAUACCAGCACAACGUGGUGAUUACUUUGAUAAUCGUACACAACAAAUACAAAUGUAUACAUUAUAUGAUGAUAAUAGUAGCAAUAAAGUUCAUUUACUUGAUUUUCCCGGUUUGACAGACCCUGUACAAACCAUAGCACAUUUGAAUCAAAAUUAUUGUGUAUUUAGUACAUUUUAUGUUAUUGUUGUAAGAGCUGGCACCGAUUAUAAUUCAGCUGCAGAAUUAAUUAAGGAGCUACAAACAUCACCAACAAUCACAUCCCCUUCAGAGACGAAGCAACUACUAUCAAACGCAACUACCACCACUCAAUCGAAACUCGUAGAUGAACACGUUUCAAUAGAUCAACAGAAUAGAGGACAACAGCAAUAUGGUUUGAAUAAAUCAGCAAAAUUUGUUGUUAUUAUUACUGGUAUUGAUACAAUACCCGAUUCAUUAAUUGAAAAUGAAUUAAAUGAAGCUAUAAAUAGACGAUUAAAUAUAAACAAAGAAUUAAUUUGUUUGUGUUAUAAUAAAGAAGCUAUUGAUGAUGAAAACUUUUUACGUUCACAUGAAUCAAGAAAUCUACCUGGUAUAUUCGAAGUACGAACAUUCUUAAAUAAACAUUUCAAUCAAAUACUUGAUAAACAUUCUGAUUUUAAUACAUAUAAAUAUAGCAUAUAA